Molecule: messenger RNA, 811 nt
Organism: Meloidogyne enterolobii
Lineage: Eukaryota; Metazoa; Nematoda; Chromadorea; Rhabditida; Meloidogynidae
Source: the annotation of a GenBank genome assembly
AAUGACCAUCGCUUCGGCUUGUAUGCGUCAUUUUAGAACAAAUCAUCUUAAAGAACAACAUUUGGCACUCGUACCCGAACGCGGCUAUGAUAAAGUAGAUGGUAAUCAAAGCCUUCUUGCCCUCCGAUUUUUCAAAUGGUACUCUGAAAAAUUUGGUGUAACCGUCCAAAAUGUCAACUCUGACGGUGGAGAGAAGAAAAUUGGUAACUAUCAACUUGACGGCUGGGUUGUGGAGGAGAAUUAUGGUAUAGAAGUUAAUGGAUGUGUUUGGCAUGGGUGCCCUAAAUGUUUCCCCCAUGAUAAUGAUUUAAUGCCCAACGGAAAAACUGCUGGAUAUUUGAGGGAACAUGACAAAAACAGAUUGGAAUUUAUACUCACUCAAAUUGCUCGUGUUGACAUUUACUGGGAGUGUGAAAUACAUCAAAUGUUGGCAAAAGAUCGAGAAAUGAGAGAAAUGUUUUACAGCUAUAUUGAUGAUGGGCCAAUUGAUAUAAGAAGUUGCUUCUAUGGAGGAAGAACUGGACCACUAAAACUCCAUCAUAAAAUCAAAGAUGGAGAACGGAUAUCAUAUUUAGACGUGACUUCUUUGUAUCCGUUUAUCAACGUCACUACAAAAUAUCCAGUUGGACAUCCUAAAGUGCACAUCAUCAAUAAAAAUGUAAAGUGGACAAAAGCCAUUGACAACACCUACAAUCUUGCAAUAUUAAAAGUUUUUAUAAUUCCUCCCAGAAAAAUCGAUGUUCCCGUUCUGCCAAUGAAAUUAGAAAAUGAUGCCCGUCUUCUUUUUCCUCUGUGUGCAAAAUGCGCGUAA